This is a messenger RNA of Pochonia chlamydosporia 170, 1383 nucleotides long. Its product is annotated as mitochondrial import inner membrane translocase subunit tim-54. The record is from RefSeq and is a predicted model, not a curated record. The transcript has a single exon. The coding region runs from base 1 to 1383 and encodes 460 amino acids. Lineage: Eukaryota; Fungi; Ascomycota; Sordariomycetes; Hypocreales; Clavicipitaceae.
AUGGACAAAGCACAAAAUGCCGAAAAGGCACCUCCCGCCGCCUCGGCUGCGCCCAGCCCGCCCCCGAAACCUCGCAACCCGGCCCUCAAAAUGCUCGGUCUUCCCGCUCUGCCCAAGAAGCUCCCCUCGCGGAAUUGGAUGAUCUUCUGGGCCAUCACCGGCGCCUUCACCACAGCCAUCAUCUACGACAAGCGCGAGAAGAAGCGUGCGACUGCGAAAUGGCGCCGCGCCGUCGAGCCCUUGUCCCGUGAGCUCAUUGGCUCUCCGAAUGCUCUGCCUCGCAAGCUCACCGUCUAUCUGGAGGCACCGCCCGGGGAUGGGCUGCGCGUCGCUCAGGAUCACUUUAUCGAGUAUGUGAAGCCGGUGCUGUCGGCAUCUGGGCUGGACUGGGAGUUUGUCCAGGGAAGACAGCAGGGUGAUGUGCGGGCGGCAGUGGCAGAAAAGAUUCGUCGGUCGAGAAUGGCGGAUGAGCGGCCGGGCGAGGAAGUCCCCAAAACGGAUGAUUCCAUCGUCGAGGAUAUGAGGAAGAAGAUGGGAUUGCAGGAUUAUGAAGGCGUCAAGGGCGACAUUGUCAUUGGCCGUCAUGCCUGGAAGGAAUAUAUGCGUGGGCUACAUGAAGGCUGGCUUGGCCCCCUGGAUGCACCGCCGUUGCCAGAGCCGGAACCAGCACCGGAACCCACGCCCGUCCCAGAGCCAGUUACCGCCAAGAAUGAGUCUGAAGUUGGUGAUGAGAAACCCGAUGGGAAACCCGAUGAGAAACCCAAUGAGACAAAGGAGGAGGAGAAGAAGCCAUCUCGACCGCCUCAGCCUCGCCCUCACAACACCAUCGCCGACUACGAAUCCGCCUCUCUCCCCGUACACAUCCCCGCUGAAUUCUCACCCUCAACACCCAUCGCUUUCCCCCACCGCCUAGGCUUCAGCCAGACCUUUGUCCGGCUAGGCCGCUUCCUCAACCGCCGCAAGCUUGCUGACGAUAUUGGCCGCGAGGUAGCCGCCGUCUGUUUCGCCGCCGCCCGUGGCUACCGUGAGGCAGACGGCCAAUUCGAGCAGCAGCUCGUGCUGGAGCAGGAGGAGCGGGACUGGCCCAAGAGCACAUGGAAAGAGGAGGAGCCUCCCAAGGACGAGGACAAGAAGGCUGCCACUGAGCCGAAAAAGGAAAGAAUCUGGGCGAGCCCCAUGGUUGUGGAUUCCCGGAUCGUGGAGCGCAUGAGGCGUUUUGAGAUUCAACCCGAGGAUGAAGAGCGGGCACGCAGGAUUGUCGUUCCGGAGGAGGAGGUUGAGGGUUGGAUCAAGGGCAGCCUGAGGAGUGUGUGGAGAUGGGGGGCUAGCUCGUGGGAUAACAAGCCCAAGGGUCCUAAUGUCGGAAACUUGGAUGAUGAUUAA